CACAUACGGAAAGGGGUGGAAGGUUUUGGAAGGAAAAGAAAAAGGAAUUCGAGAGAAAUCUAGACAUUACCCGCUUCUUCUUAACUAAUACAAUUUUCCUUCUUAUUCUCUCUCGUUCUCAACUUUCGUAAUCCCAAUCUCUAAACCCUAAUUAUUUGAUUCAUCAUCUCUGUGCAAUAACAUUCAUCCAUGGCUGGACACUACAAAUCGUUGAAGAGGAAAGUUGACGGUGUUGUUAAUCAUAUCACCGACGACUUCUCUGAUUUCUCUCUUUCUUCUCCGGCUACCAAAAUUCGCCGCCUCGAUUCUGAAUUGCCUCCAAUUGUUGAAGAAGAUGAUGAACACUUGGAUGCUCCUAACGAUGAAAGAGCUAUUGUACUCUUCAAGCCAAUUCUUCAUUCUCCUUCCUCUUACUCUCUCACUCUCGAUUCUCACCUCAUCUCUGAAAUUAAGAAUAAUCAACUAUCGUGGUCAAAACAAUGUGAUUCUUCUACUGAUUAUUAUGAUGACAACAAUAAUAAUCGUCAUUUAGCUAUUGUGCCUUGGGUACCUCAAGCUUCAACCUCUUCUUCUCACACUUUUGAAGAUUCUGAAUAUAGCAACAGCAAUACAAAUCCAAUGGAGUUGAUGGAAGCUGAUGAAAUGGGACAAGUCCAAGAAGAAGAAGAAGAUGGAGCAGCUAUGAUGGAUGUAGAACAAGAAGUCAACAACAACUCCUCUUCAACUUUUAACUAUCCAACAAUGCUAAAUCUACACCAACAAGUUGAUGGGUUCCAGCAGCAUUGUUUUUUACCUCAGAUUCCUCAAAACACUUCAACUCCUAUCACUUGGACACUUUGAAAGUCAUUAACUUGUUACAAUCUUUGUUAUUAUUGUUGUCUUGUUGUUGUGUUAAGAAGUCUAGAUUACACUAGACAUAGACUAGACCGUAUAUUUCAGUUUUGCUGAGAGAAAAAUAUGGUUUUUGGUUUAGUUCACCAAGGAAUGGGAAAUGUAUACUAGUAGUGACUAGGAGAAGUUGGUCAAUGUCUAUAAUGGGACCUAGAUGGGAUGAUGGAGUUUUUGUUGUACUAUUUGUUCUAAAUGACCCUUCAAAUAACAAAGUUCAAUGUUUAAUUUUAUUUUUCAUCUUUUACUUCA
Messenger RNA from Trifolium pratense (red clover), 1140 nucleotides. RefSeq lists its product as uncharacterized. The record is from RefSeq and is a predicted model, not a curated record. The transcript has 3 exons. Lineage: Eukaryota; Viridiplantae; Streptophyta; Magnoliopsida; Fabales; Fabaceae. The coding region runs from base 190 to 840 and encodes 216 amino acids.